CGGGGUUUCCUGGCGACAGCCGUAAAUGACGCGCCAAAGCGGCCCGCGAGGCCGUCGUGAACGUCUCCCUUUGCGCCACUUCCGGCCGACUUUUGCGGCCGGUGCUGGUGGGCGAUCGUGAGGCGCCGGAGGUCGUUCCCAGCGGCUGCAGCCAUGGAGAUGCCGCUGCCGCCAGACGACCAGGAGCUUCGAAAUGUCAUCGACAAGCUCGCUCAGUUCGUGGCUCGCAACGGGCCCGAGUUCGAGAAAAUGACGAUGGAGAAACAGAAGGACAACCCGAAAUUCUCGUUUCUGUUUGGAGGCGAGUUCUACAGUUACUACAAAUGCAAGCUGGCUCUGGAGCAGCAGCAGCUUAUCUGCAAGCAGCAGGCCCCAGAGCUGGAGCCAACUGCAACCAUGCCCCCUCUGCCACAACCUCCGCUAGCUCCUGCGGCGCCCCUCACUCCAGCCCAGGGCACCCCGUCAAUGGACGAGCUCAUCCAGCAGAGCCAGUGGAGUCUUCAGCAGCAGGAACAGCACCUGCUGGCCCUGCGUCAGGAGCAAGUGACUGCAGCUGUGGCACAUGCAGUGGAGCAGCAGAUGCAGAAGCUGCUGGAAGAGACACAGUUGGACAUGAGCGAGUUCGACAACCUGCUACAGCCCAUCAUUGACACCUGCACUAAGGAUGCCAUCUCGGCUGGGAAGAACUGGAUGUUCAGCAAUGCCAAGUCCCCACCACACUGCGAGCUGAUGGCAGGCCACCUGCGCAACCGCAUCACUGCUGAUGGAGCACAUUUCGAGCUGCGACUGCACCUCAUCUAUCUGAUCAAUGAUGUGCUGCACCACUGGGCCCUGACGCGCGGAAGGUCUCUCCCUCACAGCCAGCGCAAGCAGGCCCGGGAGCUGCUGGCUGCCCUGCAGAAGGUGGUGGUGCCUAUCUACUGCACUAGCUUCCUGGCUGUGGAGGAGGAUAAGCAGCAGAAGAUUGCCCGGCUCCUGCAGCUCUGGGAGAAGAAUGGCUACUUUGAUGACUCCAUCAUUCAGCAGCUACAGAGCCCCGCCCUGGGACUUGGCCAGUACCAGGCUACUCUCAUCAACGAGUACUCCUCAGUGGUUCAGCCUGUGCAGCUGGCUUUCCAGCAGCAAAUCCAGAGCCUCAAGACACAGCAUGAAGAGUUUGUCAGCAGCCUGGCCCAGCAGCAGCAACAGCAGCAGCAGCAGCAGCCACAGCCACAGAUUCAGCUGCCUCAGAUGGAAGCAGAAGUGAAAGCCACACCCCCACCAGCAGCACCUCCCCCAACCCCAGCACCCGCUCCCACCAUCCCACCAACUACCCAGCCAGAUGACAACAAGCCUCCCAUCCAGAUGCCUGGUUCUUCAGAGUACGAUGCCUCGGCAGGUGUCCAGGAUCCUGCAGCUGCUGGCCCUCGGGGUCCUGGUCCCCAUGAACAGAUCCCGCCAAACAAGCCCCCUUGGUUUGAUCAGCCUCACCCUGUUGCUCCUUGGGGUCAACAGCAGCCCCCAGAGCAGCCUCCAUACCCACACCACCAAGGUGGACCGCCCCACUGCCCACCCUGGAACAACAGCCACGAGGGCAUGUGGGGCGAGCAGCGUGGGGACCCUGGCUGGAAUGGGCAACGAGAUGCUCCCUGGAACAACCAGCCAGAUCCCAAUUGGAAUAACCAGUUUGAAGGACCAUGGAACAAUCAGCAUGAGCCACCACCCUGGGGUGGUGCCCAGCGUGAGCCACCUUUCCGGAUGCAGCGACCUCCCCACUUCCGUGGGCCCUUCCCACCCCACCAGCAGCACCCACAGUUCAACCAGCCUCCACACCCCCACAACUUCAACCGCUUCCCACCCCGCUUCAUGCAGGAUGACUUCCCUCCUCGUCACCCUUUUGAGCGGCCACCCUACCCUCACCGCUUCGACUAUCCCCAAGGAGACUUCCCCGCAGAGAUGGGACCUCCUCAUCACCACCCUGGCCACCGCAUGCCACACCCUGGGAUCAAUGAGCACCCGCCCUGGGCCGGGCCCCAGCACCCUGACUUUGGCCCUCCUCCCCACGGCUUCAAUGGCCAGCCCCCCCACAUGCGGCGACAAGGCCCACCUCACAUCAACCAUGAUGACCCCAGCCUAGUCCCCAAUGUACCCUACUUCGAUCUUCCAGCGGGGUUAAUGGCUCCCCUUGUGAAGCUGGAGGACCAUGAGUACAAGCCUCUGGACCCCAAAGACAUCCGCCUGCCACCCCCCAUGCCACCCAGCGAGAGGCUGCUUGCAGCUGUGGAAGCCUUCUAUAGCCCACCCUCCCAUGACAGGCCGAGGAACAGUGAGGGCUGGGAGCAGAACGGCCUCUAUGAGUUCUUCCGAGCCAAGAUGCGGGCAAGGCGGCGCAAGGGCCAGGAGAAAAGGAACAGCGGCCCCUCCAGGUCACGCAGCAGAUCCAAGAGCCGAGGACGCUCAUCAUCUCGCUCCAGCUCACGCUCCUCGAAGUCUUCGCGCUCCUCCUCACGCUCACGGUCCCGCUCCCGCUCUCGCUCCUCCUCACGCUCCAGGUCCAGAAGCCGCAGCCGGUCACGCUCUUCCAGAAGCCGCUCACGCUCCAGAUCCAGAUCCAGGUCCAAGUCAUACUCUCCAGGGAGGCGGCGCCGCUCCAGGUCCAGGAGCCCCACCCCACCCUCCGCAGCUGGCCUGGGUUCUAAUUCAGCACCUCCCAUACCAGACUCGAGGCUUGGAGAAGAGAACAAAGGCCAUCAGAUGCUGGUGAAGAUGGGUUGGAGCGGGUCUGGUGGCCUUGGUGCAAAGGAGCAAGGCAUCCAGGACCCCAUUAAGGGCGGCGAUGUCCGGGAUAAGUGGGACCAAUACAAGGGCGUGGGCGUGGCCCUGGAUGACCCUUAUGAGAAUUACCGCCGCAACAAGAGCUACUCCUUCAUUGCCCGCAUGAAGGCCCGCGAUGAGUUCUCCACAUUUGGGGCGAGAAAGGAAGAAAAGGAAGACUAACACAGGCCUCGGGUGGCGCUGCGCAGUGUGGAAGGGGUUCCGGCUUGGCUUGCGCAUGUCCUGGAGGAGGUGCUGCAGAUAACUCGGCCUCUCAGUGCCAGGAUAGCAAAGCUCAAAACCAAGACCACCCCGACCCCCACCCCCAGUGAUGCUCAGCCCAGAGCCAGGUAGUGAAACCCACACUGCACAUGGGACUGGAAAAGCCUGGCCUCAGAGCUGCAGAGGUCAGAAGGAAUUUCAUUUUGGUUCCACCUGGCUUUGUGUUAGAAAAGAGCGAAGGCUGACUCCUGAUGUGUGGGGUCGAGAGACCCUACUCCUCCGUUCGCCGUUUAGCUGCAUUUUAUCCCUUUCCUCAAAUGUUAGCUGUUUGCUAUCAGCUGGACACAGCUUCCGAGGAGACGGGGUCAGGAAAAGAUGGCCUCCAGAGUUCCUCCACCCAGCACAGCGCCUCGGCCUGCAGCUCCCGCCUGGGGAGCCCAACACCAGCGAGGAGCACCCCAGAGCAUGGGGUGCCAUGGAGUGCGGGGCACCAGCCAGGCAGCACUUCCUGCGCUGUUUGAUUUGUGUGCCCCAGUCAUUCCCAGGGAAGGAGGGAGGGAGGCCCAGGAGCUCCUGGGGUUGCAGCAGCCUGGUGCCAGUUAUUUGUACAGACUUUUGAAAUGUUCUUUUCAAUAAAAUGCAGAGCCCUCUACAACUUCUCAGCACCACAUAAGACACUUGAUUUUUGUUUUAGAUUUCCCAUAGCUGUGACGUGUGCAGACGUGUCUGACUUGGGACAAACAAGCAGACACAUGUGCUGUUAACCACUGAUUGUGGAUUUUACUGUUUUGCCUUCAAAUAAAGCCUUUUGUAAAAGA
Molecule: messenger RNA, 3833 nt
Organism: Myodes glareolus (Bank vole)
Lineage: Eukaryota; Metazoa; Chordata; Mammalia; Rodentia; Cricetidae
Gene: Cherp
Product: calcium homeostasis endoplasmic reticulum protein
Biological process (GO): intracellular calcium ion homeostasis; RNA processing
Cellular component (GO): perinuclear region of cytoplasm
Molecular function (GO): RNA binding
Source: RefSeq, a predicted model, not a curated record